This is a messenger RNA of Penicillium cinerascens, 1485 nucleotides long. RefSeq names its product RXT2 domain-containing protein. The coding region runs from base 1 to 1485 and encodes 494 amino acids. Gene Ontology annotation, cellular component: Rpd3L complex; cytosol. The transcript is spliced from 4 exons. NCBI's taxonomy places the organism in Eukaryota, Fungi, Ascomycota, Eurotiomycetes, Eurotiales, Aspergillaceae. Gene Ontology annotation, biological process: negative regulation of rDNA heterochromatin formation; negative regulation of silent mating-type cassette heterochromatin formation. The record is from RefSeq and is a predicted model, not a curated record.
AUGGCGACUCAAGCGGCGCUAAUUGCCGACACGAUUGUCGGUAUGAAGCGGGCAUUGCACAGGGAACAGGACGAUUCGGGACCCGACGAUUCUAUCGCCGAGCCUACAAACCGCGGCAAUAAAAUGAAAGAAAAUGCGAAGUACGUUCGGGAAGGAGCCAUGGGGUACAUCAAUGCAGAGGAAUUUUACAAAGAGAAGGUCAACCAUGCUGGCUACACGCGUUAUAUUCUGCAGCGAAAUCCAAUUCGCUAUGAUUCCGAGGGCGAGGAACUGGACGAGGAGGAUGAAGAUUCUGAAGCUGACGCCGCUGUGGCCGAGGAGAACCCGUUUUCGGGGAUUGCGCUUGAAACGUUCUUAUGUCCCCUGAAGCACCCUUCCGAACUCCCGACCCACCCUUCGUUAUCCCAACCCUACACUUCCCCCGCGCUCGACCAAAUGACGCUAGCGGUCGAGGAAAAGCUGCGCCAGGAGCGCGCUCUUCUUUGGCGAGCCAGAAAUCUUCAUCGGCAAUUUCUUGGGGACGGCGGCUGGAUGCCGUGCGGCCUCCUUGAAAGCCCCGACGACCGGUACAUCUUCGAGCCCAAGGUCAUGGGUAAUGGUCAAAGUGCGUCUCUCCAGGAAAUGAGUGGAUCUGGGUCACCACCUGCUGGUAAUGCCAAUGCACCUCAAGAGGCUGAGGCGCAACCUACCGUGAACGGGACGGAGAAUGGACCUCAGGGCACAGAUAAUGAUGCGGAAAUGGCCGAAGUCCCGGCGGCUUCUGCGGAAACUGCGACGAACAAUGAUUCCCAGGACCAGAUCACACAGCUUAAAUCUGAGGAAGCGGACGCUACAGUCACGGAUCUUCCACCGCAUCCAACCGGCGCAAACGAUUCAGCCCAAGAAGACAAGGAGAAAGCUACGGAGGAGAUGGAUACCUCGAAGGACGGAGAGAAGGCCGACACUGAAGCACAUCUCGAGGAGAACGAGGGCGAGGACGAAACUGAGCAGGAUGCUGAAAUGCACGACGGGUCACCCACGCCGCCUCGUCGCAUGACUACUCGUGCCCGAGCCAACGCGACCCAAGACGCGGGAUCUCCUACUUCUACCGCCGAUACUGCCAGUACCCUCCCAACUCCCCACCCGCUCUUCCUCAUCCCGGAAGGGGUUCUCCCAGAUGCGAACUUCGGCCUUCCUGCCGCCGAGGCAGAAGAAACACGUCGCUUGCUGUGGUCCUAUAUCCAAAAACAAGAGGAGACGGUGCGUGGCUUCGAGCACAUGCUCGACUCUUUGCUUCGCGCGUGCCACAUGAAGGCCGACGUCUUGGAGUGGUGCAAGGCCGAAGGUCACGUUGGUGAAAUGAGCGACGGCGAAGAUUGGUACGACCGCGAGAAAUGGGGCCUUGGAGAGGGAGAGGAUCUGAAGAAGGGCACCGAUGAGGACGAAGUAGAGACGGUCGACGAGCGCCAGACGACGGCCAAGCGAGGCCGUGGCCGACGACAAUAG